AUGGCGGUAAACAUUACGCACUGGUCUUGCCAGAGAGCCUACUUCUUUGCCAAUGUCUACCUGGGCUCCCCCGCCCGCAAGUUCAGCGUGAUCGUGGAUACGGGAAGCACCAUGACCUACAUUCCUUGUGCCGAGUGCGGGAGCUCUUGUGGACCCAAUCACUGGGGUGGGUCAUUUGAUCCGAGGACAUCCAACACUUCUGAAAGGAUAGGCUGCAACUCGCCCAAGUGCAUCUGCGGCUCGCCGCAGUGCGGGUGCACUGCCAACACCUGUACCUACACCCGGAGUUAUGCGGAGCACAGCAGCAGCUCAGGGUUGCUGGUGCAGGACGUGAUGCACCUGCACGAUGGCAGCCCCCCCGUGCCCAUCACCUUUGGGUGCGAGACACGGGAGACGGGCGAGAUCUAUUGGCAGACGGCGGACGGCCUGCUGGGUAUGGGGCGUUCCCCUGCCAGCGUGCUCAACCAGUUGGUGGCUGCCGACCAGGUGGCCAACACCUUUUCGCUGUGCCUGGGGUCUGUCAGGGGGGAUGGCGCCCUCAUACUGGGGGACGCGGGCAUCCCUGCGGGGGUCGAUAUGCAGGGAGUCAGGCUGACCCUCCAUCCGCUCAACUACCUGUUUGUGCACACAUUUGGGACUGGAAAGUAUUGUGUCGGCAUCUUUGAUAACGGGAACUCAGGAACGUUAUUGGGCGGCAUUGUGUUCAGGAACGUUCUGGUGCACUACGAUGUCUCUUCUGAUCGUGUCGGCUUUGGUCUGACCGAAUGUGCUGCUCUAGGGUCCGACAUCCGACCACCAUGCUCCAUUUUUGACCCCAAGGUGGUAGGGGUCUCCUGGGGCCUCAGGUUUUGA
Molecule: messenger RNA, 852 nt
Organism: Auxenochlorella protothecoides
Lineage: Eukaryota; Viridiplantae; Chlorophyta; Trebouxiophyceae; Chlorellales; Chlorellaceae
Product: Aspartic proteinase-like protein 2
Exons: 6
Coding region: 1-852 (283 amino acids)
Biological process (GO): proteolysis
Molecular function (GO): aspartic-type endopeptidase activity
Source: RefSeq, a predicted model, not a curated record